AUGCAAACCCCGAAAGUCGAUUUUGACACACCAUUGCAUUUUAGUAGUGGGAGAAAUGUCAAUAGACUUGAUGUCCCACAAGAACAAGUGCCCGAAGUCAUACUACCACAAAGUAGUGGGAGUUAUGUUGAGCAAACUGCACAACAGGAUGAAGUCGUUGAUAUCCCUGUGGAUAACAUAGAGACUGGGGUUCCUGAUAAUGAUGUGGUUCAACCACAAGAUCAUAAUGGUGUAGUUGCAACUGAUGUAGUGCGUAGUCAUAGUGGGAGAGAAAUAAGACAGCCAGUUCAUUAUACGCUCUUGGGAGAAUCAUAUGAUAGGAUCCCUGAGGAGCCAACUUCCGAACCUGUCAAUUACGACCAAGCACUACAUGAUAAAGAUGUUGAUAAGUGGGUUGCUGGUAUAAAAUCAGAGAUGGGUCUAUGCACUCUAAUCAAGUAUGAGAUCUUGUAG
Messenger RNA from Nicotiana tabacum (common tobacco), 453 nucleotides. RefSeq lists its product as uncharacterized. The record is from RefSeq and is a predicted model, not a curated record. NCBI's taxonomy places the organism in Eukaryota, Viridiplantae, Streptophyta, Magnoliopsida, Solanales, Solanaceae.